Saccostrea cuccullata (small rock oyster) is the source of this 684-nucleotide messenger RNA. RefSeq names its product protein FAM98B-like. NCBI's taxonomy places the organism in Eukaryota, Metazoa, Mollusca, Bivalvia, Ostreida, Ostreidae. The coding region runs from base 53 to 538 and encodes 161 amino acids. The record is from RefSeq and is a predicted model, not a curated record. The transcript is spliced from 3 exons.
UAUAAGGAAGACUGCUUUGUAUACUAUAAAUUUCCGCAGUAAUAUUGCAGAAAUGGUGAAAACUAAUCUGCUUUUGUUUGUAUUACUGUCAUUGGCUGAAACCCAGACGCCGAAAAUACCAAAAACGCAGUUCGACCUUCCAGGUUUGCCUAUAAGCGUUGGUGCAGGGAUCGAAGAUAAAAUUCCAAAAGGCAUCAUUAAAUUCCAGAAGCCAGAUUUAACUGCUUGGGGAGCUACAAAUUUUCGUGGAAAGUGGGACGGUGGUUUAGGAGUCAAGACAGGGAAUUGGGAUCUUGGGGGCCAGGGAUCAAUCAAUAGUGGUGGGCGUUGGGGUGCUACUGUGGGUGCAUCCAGAGGGAACUGGGGUUUCUCAGCUUUCGGUAGAAAUGCAGGGAGAGGUGUCGAAGUCGGUGCUGGGGUAAAAUUUAGAUUUGGCGGAUCAAGCAGAAGAAGAGGUGGCGGAGGAGGAGGAGGAGGAGGGAGGCACAGAUUUCAGACACAAACUCUUCAGAAAGUGGCCGAUAGCGAGCAACAAUAGGACUUUCAUCUGAACAUGGAACACUAUGUGACAUCAAUAAGGCAUUACUGCGAGAAAAGCAUUUAGAGAAAAAUUGAAUUACUUUUUUUCAAAACAUUUUUAGUUGAUUUUUCUAUAGUUUCAUUUGUAUAAAUAUGUCAACAGUG